CCUUUAUAAGCCUCUUCCCACCGUGCCUCCUCUUCUUCCUCUCAACUCUCUCCAUCCCUCCCACUCUCCACCUCCAACAACCUCUGUUCCGUUCUCUCUCUCUCUCUCUCAACACUCCAAUCCCACUUCUCCGUUUGAUUAACAGAAAACCAAAUCCCCCUCCAAGAACAUUCCAAUUCCAAUUCCAAUUCCCAUUCCUCCGUUUGAUUCCGAAUCCCCCUCCCCAAUUAAAGAGAGAAUCAAACCCCAUGGCAUCGACUCUGAUUUCGAAUCCCAUAGCCACCUCCGAUCGAGCUCGGGAUUCUUCUAGAAGGAAAAAGAAGAAGAAAAUCCAGCCCAAGCAGGACCACCUCCACCACCAAGAACCCGCCCACAGCCACGCCAAGUGGAAGUCCGAGGCCCAGCAGCACCUCUACUCCACCAAGCUCCUCCACGCCCUCACCCAGGUCUCCAUUAACUCGGCACCCGACUCCUCCACGGCCGCCGCCAACUCCUCCGCUUCCUCUUCCACUCCACGACGCGGCCGAGCCGUUCGCGAGGCCGCCGACAGAGUUCUCGCCGUCGCAGCUAAGGGUAAGACCCGCUGGAGCCGCGCCAUUCUCACCAGCCGCCUUAAAAUCAAGUUCCGUCAGCAUAAACGGCAGAGAUCCGCCGCGGCGUCGGGGACCGGGUCGACCCGGCCCAAGAAAUCCAAGUUCAGUGUCCACCGGCUGAAAGGGAAGGGCUUGCCGGCCGUGCAGAAGAAAGUACGGGUUCUGGGGCGGUUGGUUCCCGGUUGCCGGAAACAGCCGUUGCCGGUGAUUCUAGAUGAAGCGACUGAUUACAUCGCGGCUCUGGAGAUGCAGGUCCGAGCCAUGAGCCGGCUCACUCAGCUGCUCUCCGGUUCAACUUCCGGCUCCACUUGAUUGGACGGCUUUGGCAAGUUGCCAUUUGUCCGAAUAUCGAUCAAUCCUCUUUUUUUUAUUAAUUUUUUUCUCUCUUUUUUCCAUUUGUCCUUUUUCGCUCUCUGUGCAAGUAAUUGUCAUUUAACCUGUUAUAUACACUAUGUCCAGCUCUUUUCUCUU
This is a messenger RNA of Pyrus x bretschneideri (Chinese white pear), 1064 nucleotides long. Its product is annotated as transcription factor bHLH147. Gene Ontology annotation, molecular function: protein dimerization activity. Bases 249 to 905 code for a protein of 218 amino acids. NCBI's taxonomy places the organism in Eukaryota, Viridiplantae, Streptophyta, Magnoliopsida, Rosales, Rosaceae. Gene Ontology annotation, biological process: regulation of DNA-templated transcription. The record is from RefSeq and is a predicted model, not a curated record. The transcript has a single exon.